Molecule: messenger RNA, 1036 nt
Organism: Cyprinodon variegatus (sheepshead minnow)
Lineage: Eukaryota; Metazoa; Chordata; Actinopteri; Cyprinodontiformes; Cyprinodontidae
Product: noelin-3-like
Exons: 5
Biological process (GO): signal transduction
Source: RefSeq, a predicted model, not a curated record
UCCUCCUCACUCAAGCAAGUUGGGCUCAUUUAAAGCCGAGCCAGGCGGCUGCAUGAUGUCACAUCCGUGGAGUAGGGUCUUCUGAAGGAUUUACUCUGUUUUUCGCCGCACAAACUUUUUUCCCCUCGCCAAGGUUUCCUCCAUCUCAGCCGGGUGCCACGCGUGACGGGCACGAGUGAAUGGACGUGCCGACCUCCUCUGGCUUCCCUGGAUGUUUAUGUUUUUUCCCCAGAAUAGUGGACGCGGUGGUCAAAGGUGCACGAAUUUAAAAAAAGAGAUAAACAAAACAAAACUUGAGAUCCUUUGUGAACUGGGGCCGUUGAGGUGAAACUGCUGCAGAAUGUGGUCGCUGACCGUGGUUCUGAAUCCAUUGCUCUUCCUGCUGCUGUUCGGAUAUUGUCCUACUGUGACUAUCAGGCCAAAGGAGGGUUGGCAGGUGUACAGCUCAGCUCAGGAUGCAGAUGGGCGCUGUAUAUGCACAGUGGUGGCACCUGAACAGAAUCUUUGCUCCAGAGAUGCCAAAGGCAGGCAGCUCCGCCAGCUCCUGGAAAAGGUACAGAACAUGUCACAGUCAAUUGAGGUGCUGAAUCUUCGGACUCAAAGAGACUUUCAGUACAUCAUGAGGAUGGAGAGCCAGAUCAAAGGGUUGCGGUCAAAGUUCCGGCAGAUCGAGUCAGACAGGAAGACCGUCGCCAACAAAAACUUUCAGGAGCUGAAGGGGAAGAUGGAAUCCCUGCAGCCACUUAUCCCCGUCCUGGAGCAGUACAAGACAGAUGCCAAGCUAAUCUCCCUGUUCAAAGAAGAGAUCAGAAACCUGUCCAGUGUGUUAAUGGGAAUCCAGGAAGAAAUGGGUGCCUAUGACUAUGAGGAGCUGCAGCAGAGAGUCCUGAACUUGGAAAACAGGCUCCACAGCUGUAUGAACAAACUCACAUGUGGCAAGCUGAUGAAGAUCACUGGGCCACAGACAGUAAAGACAUCAGGGACCAGAUUUGGUGCUUGGAUGACUGAUCCAGUAGCUUCUCCAAAAAACAACAGA